Molecule: messenger RNA, 4789 nt
Organism: Talpa occidentalis (Iberian mole)
Lineage: Eukaryota; Metazoa; Chordata; Mammalia; Eulipotyphla; Talpidae
Product: patr class I histocompatibility antigen, A-126 alpha chain-like
Exons: 7
Coding region: 60-968 (302 amino acids)
Biological process (GO): antigen processing and presentation of endogenous peptide antigen via MHC class Ib; positive regulation of T cell mediated cytotoxicity; immune response
Cellular component (GO): external side of plasma membrane
Molecular function (GO): signaling receptor binding; peptide antigen binding
Source: RefSeq, a predicted model, not a curated record
UGAGGCCUCUGGCCCCGACAGAGUCACGGGCUGGCUCCCACUCUCUGAGGCUUUUAGAAAUGGUGAUGUCCCAGCCAGGCUUCGGGGAGCCCUGGUACCUCGCCGUGGGCUACGUGGACGACACGCAGUUCAUGCGGUUCGACAGCGACUCUCCGGAUCAGAGGGUGGAGGUGCUGGCGCCCUGGGCGGGGCAGGUGGGGCAGGAGGAUCAGGACGAGGAGACGCGGAACCGAAGACACUCGGCGCAGAGGCUCCAAGCGCUCCUGGAGGACCUGCGAGGCCGCCGCAGCCAGAGCCACAACGGGUCUCACACGAUCCAGAGGACUCUGGGCUGCGACGCGGGGCCCGACGGGCGCCUCCUCCGCGAGUACGAUCAAUCCGCCUACGACGGCGCCGAUUACAUCGCCCUGGGCGGGGACCUGCGCGCCUGGACCGCGGCGGACACGGCGCCUCAGAUCACCCGGCGCGAGGGGGAGGAGGAAGGUCGGGCAGAGCAGGACAGGAGCAGCCUGGAGGGCAGGUGCAUGGAGUGGCUCCCAAGACUCCUGGACAUGGGGAAGGAGGCGCUGCAGCUCAGAGGCCCCCAAUUGCCAAACGUGACCCGUCGUGCCAUCUCUGCCAAGAACGUCACCCUGAGGUGCUGGGCCCUGGACUUCUACCCUGCGGAUAUCACCCUGACCUGGCAGCGAGAUGGGGAGGACCUGACCCAGGAGCUGGUGGACACCAGACCUGGGGGGGACGGGACCUUCCAGAAGUGGGCGGCUGUGGUGGUGCCUUCUGGAGAGGAGCAGAAAUACUCAUGCCAUGUGCAGCAUGAGGGGCUGCUGGAGCCCCAAGUCCUGAGAUGGGUGCCACAUACUCUGACUCUGACCUUCGACUCCUCAGUGGACCUCAUUUAUGGCCUGGCUUUCUUUGGAGGAAUUGUCACUGGAAUUGUGCUGGAUAUAGUUUGGAAGAAAUGCUCAUAGAAUAAGUGCUCAGGUGGACAAAGAGGAAGCUACACUCAGGCUGCAAUAUGAGACAUCCUUGUGUUGGCCUGAGUGUUACAGGAUUUCUUUUUGCCCACAUUUUGUGGCUUUAUGAUCCCCUGGUUUAAACCACACCUGCAAGAAUGGCCCAUAUCCAGAAGACCAGAAACUCAACUGCUGGCAAGGAUAUGGGGGCAGUCCUACAUUGUUUUUGGAUGUAGACUGAGCCAACUUUUAUGGAAACAGUAUUGAGGUUUCUUAAAAGAGUAAAUGUGGUUCUGCCAUUGGACCCAGUAAUUCUACACCGAGGAUCUACUCACAGAGGAUAAAUACUCUACUGGGAAGGGACCUGCACUCCUGUCACCACUGCAGCACUAUUUACAGUAGCCAAGCUAUGGAAACCACCUAAAUGCCCCAAACAGGUGACAAAUCAAGUAGAAGCUGGGAUUACAUAUAUACAUAUAUAUACAUGUACGGAUGAUGUGUGUCCCUGUAUAAUGAAAUAGCAUUCCGUGAUCAGAAAACAUAACUCAUGCCAGUGUAGCAAAAUUAACGGAAGGGGAAUAAGUCAAAAGGAAAACGAGAAAUACUUGUAUAUGGAUGUGGAGAAAGCAGACGAAGGGCCAGAUUAAGCCAAACUUCAAAACUAACCCUUUAGCCCCGCCGUGCUGCCCCUGUUGCUGACCAGGGCUGCAGACCAGCCCUGGCUUCCUGGCUUGGCAGUGCUGGGUGGUGGACAGACCCUCUCUAGUUUGGCGGAAAUGAGCCUCUACUCAGGCUCAUUUGAGGACUAAGCCUGACUCCUGCUGACUGAGUCCCCUGUUGUGUCUUGUUGCACUUGCACCACCACUGGGUCCCCAGCCUCUGCUGUUUGCAGAGAUGGGUCUGAGAUGGGUGUUGUACUUGAUGCUACAGAUUAUGACUUUUUUACACCACUUAUAUAUCCACCACAUGGCCAGAUGUUGACAUCUUCUGACAGACUGUUUAUUCUUCUGAUAGUAACAAAUCUUGGAGCUUUUAUCUGCUUCAGGGGGCCUUGCUGCCCCAGCAAGAUAAGACACUGGCAAGCAGCUAAGAAAAAGGGCCUCACACCGUGCGACCGAAGUUUAAAGAGCCUCACACCAUGGGGCUGAAGAUUCCUUGUGCCUCACACCGUGGGGCUGAAGAUUUAACAUCCCUUUGUUUUUUUGUUCUUGGUCAUAAAAAGAAAAAAAUUCUCAGAAAGUACAUUAGGCAAUAAAUUAUACGUAUCAGCAUACUGUAAGUAAAUGGCACGGAAAAUUAUCUGUUUAGAAAUUAGUUAUUAAACAAUUUGGCCCACUUGACAAUGGGGGACAAUUUAUUAUUCAUGCCUGACAAGUAUUCCAGCACAACAAUUAUAGUAAGUCCUUCUUUUUGCCUUUUUUAGAAGUUUCUUAGGAAAGUUUUUAAAUGAAGUUAAUUGUGUUGAAGAUUUUCUAGGUAGGAAAAGUUCUGAUAGCUGAGAAGCAGCUGGUCUCCAGCUGAAGGCCAUAUGAAUAGAAGAGUCCUUCGAUGUUUUGGCUUUAGCUGAUAGGGGUGUACUGGGGGCUAUCGGCUAUCCUAGGCAAUUGUCUAGCUGAAAUAAUGAGUUUUAGUGUAAGGCUUAGUUUUUAUCUAUUAACCUUGAAGGUUGCCUUCUUGCUAAGAACAGGUAGGAGCCAGAAGUCUAUGGGAAAAGAAUACACUGAUUGUUUCUGCUUUGCUUCUAUGCAUAUGAUGAUGUCAUCUCACUGCUUGCAAAAAAUGAAUAAAUAAAGACCCGCUGAGUUCCUUAGUAGGGGAUACUUGCACCAAAAAGAAGAGUGCAUGUCUGCAUCAUCCCCUUCCCCUUAGCCCUUAAAGUUUCGCCUAGGCAGUCUCAUCCUUUCAGGGACUCCUGACACGACAUUUUGCAGAGGCUGGUCUUCGGCAUUUAUUCUUUAUUUUCUCUUUGCAACACUGAGUUAUUAUUUGUCUAUAAUUCACUAAUGAAACAUCCACAAUUUUUUAAAAGAUUUUUUUUAUUUUUGUGUAGAGGAAAUGGGGUGAAGACCAGAGGUGUGAGAGGAAUCACCAGAGUAGGAGUGGGGAGCAGAACAGGUGGAUCUACUAAAAUACACUGCUAAGGGAAGAAGUUGGCAAGACAGGAGAUGUCUGCUCCACCCUGUGGGUCAGCUUCAUGACCAGCAAUCCAACUGAGACUUAACCCCUAGGCCACCAGAGAGUCCCAACACCCCCAUUUUUUUUAAAGGUUUAUUUACUUAUUUAUACAAGCACUGGAUACAGUUAGAAGCGUGGGAGGGUGAGAGAAUUCACCAGAGCAAGAGUGGGGAACAGAAGAGGCAGACCGAUGAAAUACACUGCUGAGGGGAGCAGCGGGUGGCAGGAGAGGUCUGCACGUCAUGUGGGACCCUCGCCGGUGGCCGGGGACCGAACCAGUGCUGCAGAGGCUGCGGGAAGCAUUGCAGCCCAGCGCUCAACCGCUGCACCACCAGGGGAGGCCCAACCAACACCCGCAAUUUUUAAAGAAUCAAAUCUUGAAAGAAAUUAUUUACUGUUAUGUCUUUACCAUGGAUUAAGUAUUCCCACCAUUUCACUGUGCCUGCUGGAGCUGAGAGGAUACAGCAAAUUAUAUGAUAGCAUAUGAGAGUUUCCAAAUGGCUGGAUCAACUCAUUAUUAGUGUAUGGUCCUUCCUCUUUUGCACCAACAUGCUGAUCUGCUGGAUUCACAGAGGUUUUCACCAUAGACUUGUGUAUGAGCAAACCAUAAACUUCACCCUUUUGGAAGAUUCCUAAGCCACAUGCAAGUCAUGCUUUUCACCCUGUAGAUGGCUUUCUUCAGAGUCUACCUUAUCAUCUCUACCCUUUUAUCUUUCCAUUACACAACAUGUUUAUUUAGAUUUGUACAUCUUGGUCAAUAUUUGGACAGUUUCCAUUCAUGAUGGUGAUUUUCAUAUAUUCAGAUCUUAAGGCCAUUUAUUAAUGGCUCAGCUCACCAUACACAUCUCAAACUCUUCUUUAGCUACAACUGUGGACAAUAUUUUACAUUGCAGGAUAGAAUUGGAGGCUCAUUCAAAAAUUCUUCCUCCUUUGAAGGGAAAGGACCACAGUUAUGUGAAGAAGGUGACAGGAGAAAGCAUAGCAGCCAGCAGGAAAUGGUAAAAAAUGAAAAGUUAUUCCAUGGAGAGGUUACAAAGGCUGAGCAGAUUAUUGCCAAAUUACUAAUUAUUUUUAAUGAGGGAAAAUAAUCUACAUCCAGCCAGGAGACAAAGCAAUGGUAACAUUUAAACUCCGCAUUGAGGGCCCGCUGAGGGAUGGUCAUGAUGAGAGACCAAGAGAAACCAACCUCCUGUGUUAACUCCAGGGGUUUUUAAGAGAAGACUGUGUCUUUCCAGCCAGUGAAGCUGUAACUUAUAUUGUCUCAUCAAUAAUUUUUAAAAAGUUCAGAGACAGUAAAUGAUUGAGGGGACCAGGUUAUAUCCUUUUGCUUUAACCCACCACAUUCAUCAAGAAAAACUCACUGUGUCAAGGCUCAGCGCCAUAACAAGGAAACAUAAAUACAGGUUUCAGGUGGUGCCUGGUGUCAGGAGUGAGCUCUGUCUUCCGUGCAGGUCUGGCAGUGACCACUUGUAAUGCUUUGUUCACGGGGAAGCCUCAGCAUGACAGCAGGCCUGAUAGAAUCUAGCAGUGACUAUGCAAAUGACCCAUUUCCUAGCAGGUGUGAUAACUGUCAUCUCCCUACACACAGGAAGCUUCUGUGGGGGACCGUGUCAAAUCUUACAUUUUACUGAUAAAUAAAUAAGUUGGGAUUGCUAAAAAAA